CCAACACUCGACAAACCAUGGAUGCGGUCCUUGCCAAUGCUCUGGAACUUCUGGACGCCACGAUCGGCCGGAUGGAAGAUGUCUACAAUGGCACCCCAUCACCGCUCCUGGACCAUGCUGGCUUCGUACGGGAAGUCGACGAGCUCUGCAAGUGUCUCAGCGACGAUGUAACGGCUAGAUCUGUGGUAGACCACCGAGACCUCGAGAAUGCUGCCUUCACGGACCAGAUCAAUACCACGGUUCUCGAUAUCCUGGACAUCUGCAAGGACAUGGCUCGCGCCGUCACCAUCAUCGAGCCCAUCCAGAGUCGUAUCCGAUUCGUGCUUCCCCGUAAGCUCCGCCGAAACGAGUUUGAGAACAGCGAGCCGCGUGGCGUGGCGUUUGCAGAUAAAGGACGGUCCGAUGCAAUUUCGAGAUUCGACGCCAUGUCCAGGGGACGUUCCAUGAUGGCUUCCGACGAGGCAUACCUUCUCUUCUUGGACUCGACCACGGUACUCCAUCGGGCGGGUAUCUGGAUCUCGGAGAAACUCCUUGCCAUGCAUCACUCGAGGCACGCCAAGUACGCUUUCAAAUUCACCGUUGUCAUGAGCAUUCUGGCUCUUCCCGCUUACAUUGACAACUGGUAUAUCUGGUACGACUCGAUGCGUGCCCAGCUGGCAAUGAUUUCGGCCAUGGUGGCGAUGGAAACAACUAGGGGAAUGACAUUCCGAACGGCGGGUAUGAAACUGUUGGGGGCGGCGAGUGGUGGCAUCACUGCCUUUGUGGUGGUGGAGGCAUCCCAAGGUCAUCUUGCGGUGUCGAUUACACUGACGAGUCUCGUCGGAAUUUUGAUCGGAUGGCUUGUACUCCACCCAGUGUUCAGUAAGUCGGGGACCGUCUUCGCCCUGGCGUACAAUUUGAUCCUGGGUGUCGCCACCAUCUUUCCCGAGCAAGGUCCCGUACAUUACGCCCUUGGACGGCGCCUCGCAACCCUCCCCGUUGGCUUGCUGGUCGCAACGUUUGUCCACCUGACGCUGUUUCCGUACCACGCCCGCGAGGAAAUGGUGAAGAGUCUCGGUUCGUCGCUCGACUGGCUCCACCAUCUCCUCUUCGCCAUCGAGGCUUCGGAGGAACACCCCAGCCUACAGCAGAAAUUCGAUGCGAUGGUGCAGAAGGCCAGCAACCGUGUCGGCUUCGCAAAAGGCCUGCUCCCCGCAACCCACUACGAGAUAUCACUGGGAGGACACUGGCCCUACAAACGCUUCGAAUGCAUCGUCGAGAAGAUAAUUGACCUGAUGGACAUCAUCGUCGGCGAAGUACCGGCCGAUCCAGUCCUAGCCAUCCACCUCCUGCGCUCGACCGCCUGCGAGCGAGUGCGGACCAAACUCCUGGGCUCACUCUGCAACGACCUCCUCGUGACCUCGCACACGCUUUCCGCGCGGCUAUUCAUGCCUCGGCACGAGAGCAUGUCGACACUAGUGAUGCAAGAGUACAUCGACUCGCUGCUGCACCAAGCGCGGCGCGAGAACGGUGGCGCGGGGAAGAACUACGUCGACAUCGGCCGCCUCGCCGACCUCGUCAGCGAAAUGAGCUUCCUCCGCGAAGAGGUCGAUCAGCUCACCGCCGAAACCCAGUGUCCCAAGAACGGCCUCCUCCCGCACCUCAGCUUUCAUAUACGGAAGAGCAGGCCUGGCACCCCCUCGACGUCGAGGAGUAGAAGUAGAGCGGCGAGUCCGGCUACCCCUAGGAUUCGAAGCAGAGUCACGAGUCCCUCGGCACCUAGAGGAAGAAGUAGACCUCCAAGCCCUAUCGAGUUUGCGCUCAGUAGGAGUAGAGCCCCCAGUUUGAUUGGCACGGAUGAGGAGGAUAUUGAAGAGACGAAGAUCGUGGGUGAUGAGAAUGUUUGACUCUAGUUCUAUUUUUUUCUCCCUUUUUUUUAUUUUCUUUCCUAGUAUCUCUUUCUUUCUUUGUUCUCUUGGAUUCGAUAACGGCCUAUUCAUUAUCUUGCUUUUGGUUUUGGUUUGGGAUUUAUCAUUUAUGACCUGGGAAGGGACGGGGAUGGGGACGGGGUUGGCGUAUUAUAUACCAUUGAUUUCGGGAUGAUUUUCUUUUUCUUUCUAUUGUUCUUUCUUGCUAUAUCUUGUUCUUGGUUUUUCGAUUCGUUCGGGAGUACGGUAUCGGUAUUGGAUAGAUGGAUCAUGGCUGGGAGCAAUGGGCAUUAAGAGGGUAGCGGGUGUGGCGGG
Tricharina praecox is the source of this 2222-nucleotide messenger RNA. RefSeq lists its product as uncharacterized. Gene Ontology annotation, biological process: malate transport. Lineage: Eukaryota; Fungi; Ascomycota; Pezizomycetes; Pezizales; Pyronemataceae. Bases 18 to 1886 code for a protein of 622 amino acids. The record is from RefSeq and is a predicted model, not a curated record. The transcript has a single exon.